AUGAGGCUGGCCCUGCUCCUCUUGGGCCUGGCCUGGACCGUCCUGGCUCCACACCCGGCCUCCGGCGCCACCCCGUUCCCCCAGGACCUGGAGGCCAUCAGUACCGUGGGCAGAGACGCCUCGUACCUGUUUCCGAGCUUCCAGGGCCUGAUGUCGGACAACGACACGGUGCGUCUGGGUCUGGACUUUCAGAGGAUGCUCCGGAUCAACCACAUGCUCUACAUCGCUGCCAGGGACCAUGUGUUUGCCGUGAACCUGGCCUCGUCCUCGGACCAGAUCAUCCCGCAGCAGAAGCUGACCUGGAAAUCCAAGGAUGUGGCCAAGUGCACGGUGCGAGGCAAGAACAGCGAUGAAUGUUACAACUACAUCAAAGUCCUGGUUCCUCGGAACGACGAGACGCUGUUCGCCUGCGGCACCAACGCCUUCAACCCCACCUGCAGGAACUACAAGACAGGGCUCUACACAGACAGAGCGCUACACAGACAGAACUCUACACAGACAGGGCUCUACACAGACAGGGCUCUACACACACAGAGCUCUACACAGACAGGGCUCUACACAGACAGGGCUCUACACAGACAGAGCUCUACACAGACAGAGCUCUACACCGACAGGGCUCUACACAGACAGAGCUCUAAACAGACAGGGCUCUACACAGACAGGGCUCUACACAGACAGGGCUCUACACACACAGAGCUCUACACAGACAGGGCUCUACACAGACAGGGCUCUACACAGACAGAGCUCUACACAGACAGGGCUCUACACAGACAGGGCUCUACACAGACAGGGCUCUUCACAGACAGGGCUCUACACUGA
Molecule: messenger RNA, 819 nt
Organism: Knipowitschia caucasica
Lineage: Eukaryota; Metazoa; Chordata; Actinopteri; Gobiiformes; Gobiidae
Source: the annotation of a GenBank genome assembly